AUGGCAGAUAAUCAGCAUGAGGGAAGCAGGUACGUCGCUGCGACAAUUGCACGUAAUGUUGGUCGUCACCCUUCCAGUAUAAGUCGUUUUGAGAAUAAAAAUCAAGCAAGAAGUGAUGUUAAAGACCUUCCGUGGUCAAAAAGACCCCCUAUAACAUCUGAUCUAGCUGGUUCGUGCAAAGGCCAUGCCUGUACCGUCAGUGAAAUAUGUAUUCCACAAAGUCAGACUUACACAUGCGUUCUACUGUUAGAAGUCUUUGUUCAAUGGAGAACACGAAAAGCAUCUCUUGUGUCUCAAAACAAAGGAACUGGUCAAAGCACUCCAUUUGACUGUCACAACGUUGUCGUGUGCAAACCUGGAGCAGGGGUUGACGGAAUUAAAGAAUUUAACAACAUGUUUCAUACAAAUACGGAACGCGAACCUUUCUGGUGGGUCAAUCUCGGACAAGUGUACAAGAUACAGAAAGUGGUCAGCACAAAUCGGAUACAUUGUUGUGGUGAUCGGCUCACAAAAAUGCUCAUUCAUGUGGGCACCAGCUUAGAUACUUCUCAAAUGGAGCUAUGUGGUCAGUUCAUUGGUCCAGCCGUUACUGGACAGGUCAUAGUUAUACUAUGCAACACACUACCAGAAGGACAAGUAGUAAAGUUAACGAGUGUAAAUACCGCAUCAGAGGUCUUUCAUCUUGCUGAAGUUGAAGUGUAUGCUGUUUAGUGCCAUUGUUGACAUAAAAUGGAUUUUGUUUGAAUUACACUUAAUAAGAACUGUAAAAUAAAUAAACAGACAUCAUUUUGUACAU
Mytilus trossulus (common blue mussel) is the source of this 796-nucleotide messenger RNA. Its product is annotated as fucolectin-1-like. The record is from RefSeq and is a predicted model, not a curated record. Lineage: Eukaryota; Metazoa; Mollusca; Bivalvia; Mytilida; Mytilidae. Bases 1 to 711 code for a protein of 236 amino acids. The transcript has 4 exons.